Ostreococcus lucimarinus CCE9901 is the source of this 969-nucleotide messenger RNA. RefSeq lists its product with no specific name. Gene Ontology annotation, cellular component: mitotic checkpoint complex; bub1-bub3 complex; kinetochore. Gene Ontology annotation, biological process: mitotic spindle assembly checkpoint signaling. NCBI's taxonomy places the organism in Eukaryota, Viridiplantae, Chlorophyta, Mamiellophyceae, Mamiellales, Bathycoccaceae. The record is from RefSeq and is a predicted model, not a curated record. Gene Ontology annotation, molecular function: ubiquitin binding. The coding region runs from base 1 to 969 and encodes 322 amino acids. The transcript has 2 exons.
AUGGCGCGACGGUUGACGCUCCUGGUGACGUCCUGGGACGGGACCGCGCGGCGGUACGCGUGCCGCGCGCGCGAGAUCGGGGACGUGAAAUCGUUGAACUCGAUCGAUUUGGGCGCGCCCGCGCUGUGCGGGACGUUCGUCGGGACGGAUGAGGACGCGGCGUGCGUGGGAUGCCUCGACGGGUCGGUGCGCCUCGUCGAUUUUAAAACUGGCGCGUUUCGCGUCGUCGGCGCGCACGACGACGGCGCGGUGUCGGCGGUGGAGUACGAUGAUGCGACGAAGAAAUUGUUUACGUUUGGCUGGGAUCGAACGAUUAGGGCGUGGGAUUUGACGAAGGACGAGCGAGGGCGCGCGGUGUCGACGACGAAGACGGCUGGGAAGUGCUACGCGGCGGAUUUGAGAGACGGUAAGAUUUUCGUGGCGACGAGCGAUGGGCAAGUUUUGGCGUACGAGACGCGAGAUUUAGUGCGCGCGCCGCCGCGUCCGUUGAUAAAUAGACGUUCGAGCAUGCGGUUUCAAACGCGCGCCAUCGCAGCAAAUAUCCGAGGCGAUGGAUUCGUGGCCGCGAGCGUCGAGGGACGCGUAGCGGUGGAGUUCAUACGCGAUGAAGAGAACGACAAGCGAAAAUAUGCGUUCAAGUGUCAUCGCAAAACCGAUGACGCGAGCGUGGGUGAGAUUGUUUAUCCCGUCCACGCGGUGGCGUUUCAUCCCGUCCACGGCACAUUCGCCACGGGCGGCGGCGACGGUUACGUCAAUUUUUGGGAUGGCGACGCUAAAAAGCGACUUUUUCAGUCGCCCCGCUACCCCACCUCCAUCUCAGCGCUCGCUUUCAGUCCUUGUGGGUCCUUGCUCGCCAUCGCGUCUUCGUACGCGCACGAAGAGCGAGAGAACAACAAGCCCGAAGACCGCGUCUUCCUUCGCGAGACGCGCGCCGAGGAAGUCACCCCGAAAUCGGCCAAGACAUCCUAG